Molecule: messenger RNA, 647 nt
Organism: Daldinia caldariorum
Lineage: Eukaryota; Fungi; Ascomycota; Sordariomycetes; Xylariales; Hypoxylaceae
Exons: 4
Coding region: 145-486 (113 amino acids)
Cellular component (GO): endoplasmic reticulum
Source: RefSeq, a predicted model, not a curated record
CUGCAUCGAAUUUUCUUCGACGACAUAGAGGAAGGCGGAUAUUUCAAUGCGUGGCUCACCACUAGUUUGAAGAACGUCGGAGAACUAUUUGUUUCUCUCCAAGUUGUCGUCGUUGGUGUUAAACUAAGCUUAAGCCUCCGAUGAAUGAAAGAAGGCGAGGAAGCGGGUACAAUGCCUCUAGGUACCGUUCUGUCUAUAACCUUCGUCAGGUUCAUACUCUGGCCAGCUAUUAGCAUACCCCUUAUCUGGGCCCUGGCAGCUUACACUGAUAUACUUCCAAAUGAUCCAAUGCUAUGGUGGGCUUUAAUGAUGAUGCCUAUCGGUCCUACCGCGAUGAAGGUCCUUGCGUUGGCCGACAUCAGCGGAGCAGACCAGAAGAUACGGAUGUCAGUAGCUAAAUUCCUGACGCUUUCAUAUAUUAUAACCCCUAUAGUAUCGUUUGCAGUUGUGGGAGCUUUGGAAGCCGCAAAAGCUGCAAAGGGAUGAUUCGCGUGUGGAUAGUAUAAAAUAAACCAAGAGGUAAUGCAAUACAACAGGUCAAAUAGAUUGUACAUGAAAUUAUAUAAAAAUAUAACAGAUUACGUUUGGAAAACAGAAUAGUGCUCCAAGAUUCCAACCUCAUAAAGUUGUUCAGCCAAUUCUUUAAC